Sapajus apella (tufted capuchin) is the source of this 4236-nucleotide messenger RNA. It is a transcript of the gene WNT2B, whose product is annotated as Wnt family member 2B. Lineage: Eukaryota; Metazoa; Chordata; Mammalia; Primates; Cebidae. The transcript has 5 exons. Bases 517 to 1698 code for a protein of 393 amino acids. Gene Ontology annotation, biological process: canonical Wnt signaling pathway; multicellular organism development; neuron differentiation. Gene Ontology annotation, cellular component: extracellular region. Gene Ontology annotation, molecular function: cytokine activity; frizzled binding. The record is from RefSeq and is a predicted model, not a curated record.
GGAGCCGCGGCGCCCCGUCGCGGCGCGCGGGAGCAGGUGGGGGAGCUGCGCGUUAGCGCGCGGGAGCGCCCAGGGGAGGAGGCGGCCGCUACACCUAGGGCUCGGAGGAGCGCCCCGGGCUUGGCGCGGGCGGAGCCGCCUUAAGGGCAGCGCGUGUCCCCGGCCUCGGCCCCGCCCCGCCCCGUCCAAUGAGAGCUCGCGGCCGAAGGGGCUGUCCGCACACUGGGCCCGCAGCUCCCUUCCGCGCUGCAGACCCCCUGACACCGCACUGCGUGCUCGGGCAGCGCGCCCCUUUACCCCGGGUUCGGAGCGCAGUCGUCGGCUUCCGGACACCGCAACUUGCGCCUCUCUCCGGGACCUUGCUCCCAGGCUUUGGACCCCAGGUGACCCUAGGUCCGCAGCCGCCGGUGAACCCCAUGGGCCCCCGGGGGCGUGAGGUAGGAGCGGCCUGAGUAACCUCAGAAGGUGCCCCGUCCACGCCCCUCCGGGCUGCGGGGCGGGAGUCUUCGGGGAGCUAUGCUGAGACCGGGUGGUGCGGAGGAAGCUGCGCAGCUCCCCAUUCGGCGCGCCCGCGCCCUGGUCCCGGUGCCCUCGCCCAGACCCGCGGCCCCCGACGGCUCCCGGGCAUCAGCCCGCUUAGGUCUUGCCUGCUUUCUGCUCCUGCUGCUGCUGACGCUGCCGGCCCGCGUAGACACGUCCUGGUGGUACAUUGGGGCACUGGGGGCCCGAGUGAUCUGUGACAAUAUCCCUGGUUUGGUGAGCCGGCAGCGGCAGCUGUGCCAGCGUUACCCAGACAUCAUGCGUUCAGUGGGCGAGGGUGCCCGAGAAUGGAUCCGAGAGUGUCAGCACCAAUUCCGCCACCACCGCUGGAACUGUACCACUGUGGACCGGGACCACACCGUCUUUGGCCGUGUCAUGCUCAGAAGUAGCCGAGAGGCAGCUUUUGUAUAUGCCAUCUCAUCAGCAGGAGUAGUCCACGCUAUUACUCGUGCCUGUAGCCAGGGUGAAUUAAGUGUGUGCAGCUGUGACCCCUACACCCGUGGCCGACACCAUGACCAGCGUGGGGACUUUGACUGGGGUGGCUGCAGUGACAACAUCCACUAUGGUGUCCGUUUUGCGAAGGCCUUCGUAGAUGCCAAGGAGAAGAGGCUUAAGGAUGCCCGGGCCCUCAUGAACUUACAUAAUAACCGCUGUGGUCGCACGGCUGUGCGGCGAUUUCUGAAGCUGGAGUGUAAGUGCCAUGGCGUGAGUGGUUCCUGUACUCUGCGUACCUGCUGGCGUGCACUCUCAGAUUUCCGCCGCACAGGUGAUUACCUGCGGCGGCGCUAUGAUGGGGCUGUGCAGGUGAUGGCCACCCAGGACGGUGCCAACUUCACUGCAGCCCGCCAAGGCUAUCGCCGUGCCACUCGGACUGAUCUUGUCUACUUUGACAACUCCCCAGAUUACUGUGUCUUGGACAAGGCUGCAGGUUCCCUAGGCACUGCAGGCCGUGUCUGCAGCAAGACAUCAAAAGGAACAGAUGGUUGUGAAAUCAUGUGCUGUGGCCGAGGGUACGACACAACUCGAGUCACCCGUGUUACCCAGUGUGAGUGCAAAUUCCACUGGUGCUGUGCUGUGCGGUGCAAGGAAUGCAGAGACAUUGUGGAUGUCCAUACUUGCAAGGCCCCCAAGAAGGCAGAGUGGCUGGACCAGACCUGAACACACUGAUACCUCACUCAUCCCUCCAAUUCGAGCCUCUCAACUCAAAAGCACAAGAUCCUUGCAUGCACGCCUUCCUCCAUCCUCCACCCUGGGCUGCUGCAGCUUCUAUUUAAGGAUGUAGAGAGUAAUCCAUAGGGACCAUGGUGUCCUGGCUGGUUCCUCAGCCCUGGGAAGGAGUUGACAGGGGAUACAAGAACCUGAUCAAGCUCCCUGAUUUCCCCCUCUGGAGAUGUGAAGGGAGAGUAGAAAAGAUAGGGGGUCUUUAGAGUGAAAUGAGUUGCACUGAAGUACGUAGUUGAGGCUCCUUUUUUCUUUUCUUUGUACCAGCUUCCUGAUACUCCCUUGGUGUGCAAAAGGAAGGGUACCUAUAGAGAGCUUCUUUUUGUUUCUACCUGGCCAAAGUUAGAUAGGACAAAGAUGAAACAGCAUGUCGCUUCUUGAAGUCAGUUUGAGCAGACUACCUGGUACCCCACAAGAAAAUCUUAGGCUACCACAUUCUAGUAUUGAGAGCCUGAGAUGUUAGCCAUAGUAUACAAGGUUCUGUUCACAUGCUCAUAUGUUUAUAAACUGCUGAGUUUUGUAGAAGAAAAAAAAUCAUAACUAUACAAACACACAUUCACUCUCUUUUUUCUCUUUUUCUCUCUACCAUUCUCAACCUGUAUUGGACAGCACUGCCUCUUUUGCUCAUUUGCUGCCCGUUCAAACUGAGGUGGAAUGCAGUGAUUCCCAUGCCUAACAGAUCAUUAGAAUACCCUAGAAUACUCCUAGGAUAGAGAAAGUUAAGUCUGGCCAGGCCUUGGGUUUUUGUUUUUUUCUUUCCAUGCAUUAUUCUGGAGGUUAGCCAGGUUUGGGGAAAUACGGAAUAAAAUAUAGGCAACUCAUGGACGGUGGGAGAGGGGGCAAGCAGGUCUGAUCUCAAGGGCCCACAUAAGGCAUCAGUGAAUACUAGGCAGGUAGGGAUCUCUGGCUUUGGUAAUUCUUCAUGAGAGGAUCCUAGCCUUUGAAGCUGGGAGCAGGAAUUAGUGGCUAUAGUGGGAAGGAGUGCUGGGGCUUGAGGCCAAAGUGAUACACAGCUUAGAAGGCAGCCUUCCUCCAUUUACUCAACAAAUCUUUAUUUAGUGACUCUCCAAGUCCUGGUGAUUAUUAUUAACUCCACAUUUGGCUUAAAUAGAGGAGGGUUUCUUCUACGCUAUUAGCCGUUGCCUAGCUAGGUUUGCAGUAGUGGGAUCUCCAGAGAUAGCAGGCUCAGUAAGCUGGAGGGUAGGACACGAAGUCCCCCAAACCUUGAUGUCCUAUCUUUAUGUGACUUGGACAGUGGUUAUCUUUUGCCUGUUGAUAUUUUAAAGUAGUGGAGUAGUAUAGAAAUUUGCAGUUAUGACAUUUCUGGGUUAAACAUCACAGCUGUGCCACUUGCUUUUGAUAUUUUGAGCAAGGUAGCUAAAUUUUCUGAGCUUCCAUUUUCUCAUCUGCAAAAGGAGGAUACAUACCUGUUCUUUUUUUCAUUUCUUUUUUUUAGAGAUAGGGUCUCACUCUGUUGCCCAGGCUGGAGUGCACUGGCACAAACAUGGCUCACUGCAGCCUCAAAUUCCCAGGCUCAAGCAAUCCUUCCACUUCAGCCUCCCCACUAGCUGGGACUACAGGGACAUGCCCCCAUACCUGGCUAAUUUAAACUAAGUUUUCAGAGAUGGAGCUCGCUGUGUUGCCUAGGCUGGUCUUGAAUUCCUGGUUUCAAGCAAUCCUCCCACUGCAGCCUUCCAAAGUGCUGGGCGUACAAGCAUAAGCUACUGUGCCCAGCUGUCAGAUACUAAGCCUUACUUAUGCCCCAAACUCCAGCCCACAGAUACUCUUCACCAAAGCCCCUGGCUGCUCUAGCCCAUCAUGACUUCUCUAGGAACAGUCCUUCAUUAGGACUAUAAAGUAUUGACAAAAGUCUGUAGAUUAAGGGGCCUGCAUAAAAUUCUGGCUAUAGGCCCCUUUCUUUCCCAAGUUCCUCUCAAACAUUCCUUGGGGUCCUCAUAUGUUUUUGAAGCAGCUUCACUCUGCACAGGCAGCAGGAGGUUGGGGGAGCCAUAGCUCUGGGCUAUGGGGGCAGAUUUAUUUGGAUGAUAGGACUAAUAUUUGUGUAACCUGCUGAGACCUGUGUGGGAGAGUUUAGGGUGGAUUUUCUUUUGGUGAGGGGAUUUGCUCUGGUUUCACAUCCAUUAACACAAAACAUGAGCUAGUCAGGGCCCUUGUGGUCUGCGGAGAGGGGAUGGCUGUGGAGAAAUGGGCCUGAGUGAGUCAGGCUGAGAGAAUGUCUUCCUUCAGAGUGGAGUUAACUGGAUAACCGAUGAGCCAAUCGUGGGAUUAAGGGGGGGAAAUGGGAGGGGAAGAGAAGAGCUAACAUCUUGAGGAAAGCUCUGGGGUAGUGGAGAGGUAAGGGGAUCAUGGUCAGUCUGAAUGUAACAGUAGGGCUGAAUGAACUUACCAAAGGAGGCUGCCUUAUAUUAUAUGCCAGGCUGCUGGGGAAAGGCUCAGGUCCUAGCCAGCCCCUGU